AAAGUAAGUUGUCAAAGUAUGGUACAUUAUACUUUUGGUUUGAUUCACCACCGAUCGAAUAUAGUCUAUCGAGGAUCAAGUGAAAUGUUGUCAAAUAUGCGUCCAGUAUGUGAAAUUGUUAAUUUAACGAUGCGAUCGAUGUAAUCUAUACUAUAUAUAUUCGUAUAUAUAGUUGAAAGGGCAAGUGCUUGUAUUAAUUGUACAUACCAACUACUAUCUCAUAAAAGUGUUUUUACCUUACAAUGAUGAAUAACCGAAGACGAACAAAUAACUUUACGUACGUUAGCUCGUGUGUAAAGUACAUGAUAUUUAUGCUCAAUUUUGUUUUUUGGUUAUUCGGAGGACUGCUAAUUGGAGUGGGUUUAUAUGCAUUCGUGGACAAAUGGCAGGCAACUGGUUCUGUUCGAGUGGAAAAUGUGUAUGAUGUAGUCCUAAAUAUUUCACUUGUAAUGGUUAUAGCAGGAGGAGUUGUUUUCGUUGUUAGUUUCGCAGGAUGUGUUGGAGCAUUGCGUGAAAAUACUUGUCUUCUGAAAUUUUAUUCGUUGUGCCUAUUGGUAUUCUUUCUCCUUGAAAUGGGCGUAGCAAUUGUUGGUUUUGUAUUUCCACAUACAUUGCAAUCUUUAUUGGAAGAAUCAUUCACUGAUAAGAUUAUACAAACCUAUCGAGAAGAUCCUGAUCUACAAAAUUUUAUUGAUUUUGGACAACAAGAAUUUCGGUGCUGUGGUUUAAGUCAAGAAGGAUAUUUAGACUGGGGGAAGAAUGAAUACUUUAAUUGCUCCAGUCCUAGUGUGGAACGUUGCGGUGUACCAUUCUCUUGUUGCAUUAAUGCUACAGACAUAUCUAGUGGGUUAGUGAAUAUAAUGUGUGGCUAUAAAGUUCAGAUGUUACCAGUAUCCGAAGCUGGGAAGAAGGUAUGGACUAGUGGUUGCAUUGAAAUAGUGAGAAGUUGGGCAGAACGUAAUCUUUAUACAAUAGCGGGCAUUGCUUUGGGCAUAGCUCUUAGCCAAUUAUUUGUCAUUUAUCUUGCUAAGACGUUAGAAGGUCAAAUUGAAUUGCAAAAAUCUCGUUGGCAUUCCUGAGCUUGACUUCAGGCCACCUACCGCUAUCAAAUUCAUUCCCCUCCCAGCAGGCAGGUGGCCAGUGGCCGAACACGAAGCCAGGACAUUGAAUCUCAUGUAAAUGUUCGAAUGACAUUACUUGUUCUUUUCGCGAUCUCUGUAUACAUACUCUGCAUUCUCUCUUUAAUUAGACUUGUUCUUUAUUUUAAAAAUUAUUUUCAUAUAUAUUUAAGCAAAGGUUAACUUUUACUAAUUCUUACGUAUUACUGUGUCUUUAUAAACAAUUUCUUGUUUUUUUUUUUCUUUUAUUACUCUGACUUUACUGCCAAAUUGUUGGGUGAUAUAGCCAUAUAUAUUUUUUUCCCUAAAAAUUUUAUAUAUCUUGCAUAGUAACAAGUUAAUUACUCUCAUACCAGUUUACCCUACAAUAGCGAAACUGAGUCUGAAUAUUAUUCAAUUUAUACAUUUAGUUAUAUACGAAUCUUCUGUUGCAAAAACUACGUAAAUCUACGGACAAAAUUGUGGUUAACAUAAGUUUAAUUGAAUAUAAAAUAAUAAAUGUACCAACAAGAUAAUUAUUUCGGUAACAACGUGCAAUAAUUUUACGUGUAUAGAAAUAUGAUUUCUAUUUCUGAAAAAUAUCCAUGUAUGGUAUUGAAUUUUAUAUGAUAGUAAUUUUUGCAUCAGAACUUAAAGAUAUUACCCGCAUAGUAUAUCUAAUAUAUAUUGUAAGUAUUCGAAAGUUUUAAGCUUUUAAAUAAUUGACCUACAAAAGACUUGCAACAAUAUUAUAUAAUUUAUAAAGUAGAUACAAUCUAUAAGAAAUUCAAACUUUUUUAUACAGUUUGUUUUUUCUCAAUAUAUUUACAUAACUAUUUGCAGAAAUAUUUCUGUAUGUAAGCGUAUUUUAUUAUUGUUCAAAAUAAGAAUUAUUUGCAUUCUUGUAAGAAGUACCAAUGACCUGACACAAUGAAAUACAAGAAAUAAGUACAUGGAUAAAACACGCACAUUGGUUGAACAAUUUAACUCAAAUACUCUUUGUUACGAUUGGUAUUUUUUAAAUUUCUUCGAUCUUAUUAUAAAAAUAUCAAUAAGUAUGUAGUUAUUUACAAAUUAAUAUUGUUGAUUUUUUUUAUUUUACUAUAUUAGCAUAACUCAAGUGCAUAAGUGAAAAAAACGUCCAGUGCCAAAGUCAGAAUAUUAUCUUAUAGUUUUUUUUUAACAAACCUGACAAUAAUCUGGUGUAAACAAUUUGUUCAUUGAGUGCAUUUAGAGUACAUCUGCGUGUCCUUUUAUCAAGAAUUAAUGUAAAACUGACAUAUAAAACCAUCUAGUUUGUAAUAAACAAGUAUUAUUCUAA
This is a messenger RNA of Hylaeus anthracinus, 2418 nucleotides long. Its product is annotated as tetraspanin-33-like. The coding region runs from base 243 to 1079 and encodes 278 amino acids. The record is from RefSeq and is a predicted model, not a curated record. Gene Ontology annotation, cellular component: membrane. NCBI's taxonomy places the organism in Eukaryota, Metazoa, Arthropoda, Insecta, Hymenoptera, Colletidae. Gene Ontology annotation, biological process: protein maturation; protein localization to plasma membrane. The transcript is spliced from 5 exons.